CCCGUUGGUUGUGAGAUGUGUGAUGGAGCGUGAUUCUUCAGUCGAGAUUCUUUAUGAGGCCAAAGAGAUUACAAAUGCAGCUAUCACUGGAACGGGUCGGUUCAACACCACCAUGGCCUUUUACCCAUCCAGAAGCUUUUACUACCCCAUCACCGAUUUCCCGUACCGAGUGAACCUCAAUCAGCAACUGUACGUGCAGGUGCAGCUAACCCCAGCCGAACCAAGCCUCCAUCUGUUCAUGGACUCCUGUGUGGCCUCGCCAAACCACGACUACAGCAGCCGCACCUAUGACCUUAUACGCAAUGGCUGUCGGAGAGACAACACGGUAAACAUAUACAGAAAUGGAAAUCGUUACUUCGCUCAGUUCAGCUUCAGCGCAUUCAAGUUCCUGCGCACACACAACCAGGUGUUCCUCAAGUGUGAUGUCAUAAUCUGCCCUGACAAUGACUACAACUCACGAUGUCGCCAAGGAUGCAGUUAUCGCAGGAAACGAAGCACUAGCUCUGAUCACCACACUGAGGUCCUCAUCCUUGGGCCAAUCACACUCAAAGGUCCAGAGGAGGCUGAGGCCAAGACGGAGGACAAGGAGUGAACUCACACUGACUGAUUAAUUAAUCACUUAAAUAUAGUUAACACUGAAUAAAUUUGCUAAUAGAUUGUUGAGCAAUCUCUCUUUCUUAAAUACUCACCUGUUGAUUUUUGGGGGGAGAUUUAAACUGUGUUUUUGACCCAAAUUUAGAACCGUCUAAUCCCCGUAAUCUGAAUCAAUCUGCUAUGUCUAAAACAUUUUCCGAUUUUAUGUGUCAGAACGGUUUUGUUGAUCCCUGGAGAUUCCGUAACCCCUCUCUAAAAAAGUUUUCUUUCUUCUCCCAGGUGUAUCAUUCCUAUUCGAUUAUUUUUUUUAUAGACAGCACUCUUGAUUCGUGUGUAGUUUCUUCUGACUAUCUGGGUAUUGUAAUUUCUGAUCACGCGCCUCUACAAUUAGAUAUUCAUCUUUCCAUUUAUAAACGUAUCCCAUCGCCUUGGAGAUUUAAUUCUCUUCUUUUGGCAGACACAGACACUUCCUACUUAAAUUUUUGUGCCUGUGGUUGGGUUUUAAAAUAUCUGUAUAACCAGUGAUAGUUAUUGGAUAGCCAUGAUGAGCCGGUGGGGGGGGGUGUGUUUUCGGUGAUUGUACUUUUUAAUUUUGUUUUCCUUUGUUUGCAUAAAAAGAAAAAAACUGUGAAUGAAUUUAUUACAAUGCUGAUCUAAAAUAUAAUAAUUACAAGACAGCAUAGGAUGAGGUAAAACUCUAGAACCAGCUAAAAUACAGUAGUGGCAAUUGUGAAAGUAGACAAAACAUGUCAAUGCUUUGAAGGAUGUGAACUGGAACAGAAUAAUGUUAUUCAAUUGCGAAUCUGUUUUUAGAGGAUUUAAACCUAACAUGGUGAACAAAUUAUAUUAUACAAUUCAGGCAAUUUGUCUGGGGUUAUCUCAUAUAGUGUGGCAAGUAUUAAUCUGGAAAGACCUUUGUAAUAUCACAGUCUAAAACUGGAUUUAAAGAGAUGCAAAUCAGUAAAUGAAUCACAUGAAAAUGAAUCACAUGAAAAUGAAUAAAUAAAUAUGGAAAGAAAAAAAAAACACCGGAUAAUUUGACUAACCUUCCUCUAUUAAAGCAUUAUCUAAAGGCAA
Ictalurus furcatus (blue catfish) is the source of this 1671-nucleotide messenger RNA. RefSeq names its product CUB and zona pellucida-like domain-containing protein 1. NCBI's taxonomy places the organism in Eukaryota, Metazoa, Chordata, Actinopteri, Siluriformes, Ictaluridae. The transcript has 3 exons. The record is from RefSeq and is a predicted model, not a curated record. The coding region runs from base 23 to 592 and encodes 189 amino acids. Gene Ontology annotation, cellular component: cell surface.